Messenger RNA from Centruroides sculpturatus (bark scorpion), 1350 nucleotides. Its product is annotated as patched domain-containing protein 3-like. Lineage: Eukaryota; Metazoa; Arthropoda; Arachnida; Scorpiones; Buthidae. The record is from RefSeq and is a predicted model, not a curated record. The transcript has 4 exons. The annotation marks the transcript as partial. Gene Ontology annotation, cellular component: membrane.
UUUUAUACGUGAAAGGUGAUUCUUUAUUCAAUCUGAUAGAAUCAAUCGUCGUAAAGCACUUUACGCUGAAUAUUACUAGGACAAUUCAAGAUACUUAAUUCAAGAUAGCAAUGAAUAAACAGGUAAGAAGAAUCGACACUUCGAAGAAAACGAAAUGUUCGUGUCUGACAAACACCGUAUCAAGUAUAAUUGGUCGACUUGGUGUAAUAAUUAGUCGAUAUCCCCUUUAUUUUGUCAUUGCUCCUGUCAUACUCUCUGCUUUAUUAUCAAUUGGGCUGAUUGGAAUUCAAACCAAUGACGACACCGAUUUUCUCUUUACUGCGGAUAGAGUAAAUGACAGAGAAGGCAACAUUUUACGCAAAGAAUUCUUAGACGAAAUACAAAUUGUAGAUCAGGUUGUAAAAAAUACCACAGCUUCUGUAAAUGGAAAGAAUAUCGUUUAUUCGGACGCGUGCCACAUUAAAGAUGGCAAGUGUUUAGAAAACACUCUUAUUGAUCUUCUAAACAACUCCAAUAAUGCUAUUCAUGAAAUAUUAAAAAUGAAGUAUCCUGUCAAUAUGGAUUCUGUAACAUACGCGUACAAAAUCCUUUCUCUGAAUUUAGGAGGGGUGACGACAGACGACAAAGGAUAUAUAAAAGAAGCAAAAGCCGUUCGUUUAUUGUAUGUACUAGAUGAAUCGAACGAAAAUAAGAAAAAGUGGAAUGAAGAAUGGACAAAGGCAGUUUAUAACAAGUUGAAAGAUUAUACCUUCGAACAUAUUAAAACAUUUUCCGAACCAUUCUCGUCUACGGAUUAUCAAAUAAAACGCAUUUCACAGAAAUUAGUGUCUUUGAUAAGCGUGGCUGUGGUCGUAGUGGUCAUUUUCUGCGUGUCGACGAACAUGACUAACAAUUGGGUGAAGUCGAAACCCUGGUUAGGCGUAGCUAGUGUCGUGUCCGCCGGCCUGGCUGUGGCCACAGCGUUUGGAUUAUUAUCUGCCUGUGGAGUGGAAAAUCUUCAGUUGAGUGUCGGCUUACCUUUCCUUAUUCUCGCUACGGAAGUGGACGACUCGUUUGUCGUAUUGGCUUGUUGGAAGGUAACAGAUUGCAAUGACAGCGUAGAAAAUCGAAUGGAACAGACGUAUCGCAACGCAGCAGUGUCUAUCACCAUAACGUCUGUAACGAAUUUCUUCUCCUAUUGUAUUGCCAUGACGUCACCAUUCCCGGGUAUUAGAAUAUUCUGUUUGUAUGCUGCAACAAGCAUCUUCUUCAGUUAUUUCUUUCAGUUGUUUUUCUUCGGCGGAUGUUUAGCAUUAAGUGGAUACAGAGAAGAGAAGGGUCUUCAUCCUUUUACAUUUAAACCAGCUUUUG